AUGGCUCUUCAUAUUCAUGAAGCUUGCAUACUUCUGUUGGUCAUCCCCAGAUUGGUCACCUCUGCUGCCAUCAGUCAUGAAGACUAUCCUGCUGAUGAAGGUGACCAGACUUCCAGUAAUGACAAUCUGAUUUUUGAUGACUAUCGAGGGAAAGGGUGUGUGGAUGACAGCGGCUUUGUGUACAAGUUGGGAGAACGAUUUUUCCCAGGGCAUUCCAACUGUCCAUGUGUCUGUGCUCUGGAUGGACCUGUUUGUGACCAGCCAGAAUGCCCUAAAAUUCACCCAAAAUGUACUAAAGUGGAACACAAUGGAUGCUGUCCUGAGUGCAAGGAAGUGAAGAACUCUUGUGAAUAUCAUGGGAAAAAUUACAAAAUCUUGGAGGAAUUUAAGCCCUCUCCAUGUGAAUGGUGUCGCUGUGAGCCCAGCAAUGAAGUUCACUGUGUUGUAGCAGACUGCGCAGUUCCUGAGUGUGUCAACCCAGUCUAUGAACCAGAACAAUGUUGUCCUGUCUGCAAAAAUGGUCCAAACUGCUUUGCAGGAACUACGAUCAUUCCGGCUGGCAUUGAAGUGAAAGUGGAUGAAUGUAACAUCUGUCACUGUCACAACGGGGACUGGUGGAAGCCUGCUCAGUGUUCAAAACGCGAAUGCCAAGGCAAGCAGACUGUGUAG
Messenger RNA from Lagenorhynchus albirostris (white-beaked dolphin), 669 nucleotides. RefSeq names its product von Willebrand factor C domain containing 2 like (gene VWC2L). The coding region runs from base 1 to 669 and encodes 222 amino acids. Gene Ontology annotation, biological process: negative regulation of BMP signaling pathway. NCBI's taxonomy places the organism in Eukaryota, Metazoa, Chordata, Mammalia, Artiodactyla, Delphinidae. The record is from RefSeq and is a predicted model, not a curated record. Gene Ontology annotation, cellular component: AMPA glutamate receptor complex. The transcript has 3 exons. Gene Ontology annotation, molecular function: protein binding.